UCUCCGGACCAUGAACAGCCACCCGGCGACCAAAAAAAAUCAUCUAGUCCUGGUGGCUCUGACAGAUCCCAAGCGCCGUAUCUGCGUGGACGAUCAAAAUCUGGAGAGGGACAUCAGGCUCUUGGACAGCAAGUCCAUGCUGUUAAGGGUGCCAAGUACCACGGGUAAGAGCGCUUUGUGGAACUGUGUGGAACCGCCUCGCUACUACCGUCAUUUGGAAUUCGACGCCAUUGGCUUUGAUGGUGAGCCUCAUAUCAAGACGGAAUUGAGCGAUUUCAUAGGUCAAAUGUUCCGCCACCAUCGACACGGAAGUCUGAUACGGAUCUCUUCCCAAAGAAACCACAGUCCCAACCUUUUCACCCGCCUCUUGGUCAAUGAAGUAGACAAAAUAAUGGUCGAUAUGCGUUACCGGCUAAAAGCAGUUAAUGUAGAUUACUUUGAUGUCCGCAAAUUCGACAUGGUCAACAUGGUGGCGGAACCUACUGCCCUAUCCAGCCGUCGAGGGAGUACUCCUUGCGGGAAAAGUUUGUCCAGCACCAGAGAGUUGUUCCAGUGGUUGAACAAUGAUCUUACCUCCUUAAGGGGCCGUGGCACUGGUGAUGACUAUCUGGAGUUUGAGUUUGUGUACCGGGAUAGCCUGGUCCUGCAGCACAAGAUUCAUCUUUCGAUUUUCCACAUCUUCGGAGGUGAAAACCGACUGGAUUUGGUUGAGUUCUUUAAGGGAUUGCCGCAGGGCAGGCAAAACAGCAGCACCCUCCUAAACGAUUGCCUGAGGGAGUCCUUUGACUUUAAGAGUCCCUAUCCGGCGGUUGUCGUGUUCGAGCUUCCCAUAGCUCCAGAUCAAACUGACUCACGACGAAAGAUCUUGAAAAUGGCGCAUGUGGCCUAUGCUUCCUUGGAGAAGUCCCGAAAAAUAAUGGCUAAAUCACAGCCGAAAUCCGCAUCCCACAGUUACAUCAACCUAAGUAAGUUGAGUGCCUCUGAAGCCCGCAGCUCGGUAAGGUCAGUGCCUAACAUCUCCUUAGCCAAUUGGCGCCGCACUGCCAAAUUCUCAAACGAGGACUACAAUGGUCUGGCCUAUUGGUACGGGCGCAUAGAUUCCAAAUUUGCGGAGCUAAAACUGGCCAUGGAGCAGUACUUCGUGGAUUUAUAUAAACGGAAAAGUCUUGAUAUACGCAGCGAAAUUAGAUCUAUCAAUGAGGAUCUAAGUGAGGAGAUCGACGAAAGUGGGGGCGAUGGAGCAAGGCCCCAAAGGCCAGCCAGAGAACUAAGUUUUCCUGGGAAGACAUACCCCGUCCUGAAGAAGGAAUUCAAAAGACUGGGAAUCGAAGCUGAGAGAACCGCAUACGCUCCCACCUUGAAAGUGUACAUCAGCACCAAGAACUACGAGCUUUCGGAGGCGGAAAAGGCCCUCAGGCAGAGGGAGAUCGACAACCUAAGACUCGGUUUGAUCCAGUAUAUCAGCACACCGGAUGCCAGUAUUUCCGGGGACUAGAAGUUUUACUAAAUGUCACCGCAGCCUGUGAUGUCUAGUGAAACUCCUUUCCCCAAACUAAAAACGUAAAAACGAAUAAUAAAUAGUUAAUUGUCAAUUUAA
Molecule: messenger RNA, 1597 nt
Organism: Drosophila eugracilis
Lineage: Eukaryota; Metazoa; Arthropoda; Insecta; Diptera; Drosophilidae
Exons: 1
Coding region: 11-1495 (494 amino acids)
Source: RefSeq, a predicted model, not a curated record